AAGACAUUGACGGAGCUAUUUUUAGCGGGAACAAUCGUCCUGUGCUAGUGAGGUCGAUGCUACGGCAAGGGGACCAGAAGAUGGCAACCGAGGCAAAUGUGCCCCGACUUCCUCUCGAAGAUUCCGCCGUGACGCUGGCGUCAGUGACCGAACUGGUCAAGGACAUGCAACGAGAACAUGAUGCCCAGCUUGCCAAGGAAAGAGAGCUCGUCGUACACCAAGUGCUCCAGUCGCUCGAAACGACGGGACUGUUAAGGCGAAAGAAGCCGCGCGCCGCCAAACACACGACGAAACUAGACAAGCGGCUGCAGUCGUUGCUGCAUCACUCGCUUAGCGACACCGGACUCCACUACCCCCAUGUUGUUCCGGUCGAAGCGUCGUCGACGGUGCUUCCGGCGUCGAUCGUCCGGCCAUUGGUGCUAGAGCGAAGAGAACACACCGACGAAUCCAUGGAUGCAAGGAUGCCUGCAGUGAGCAAGAAGAGGCACACGUCCAAGCGGGACAUUCUUGCGCAAGCUGUUGCGGGCAUCGCUUCUGAGCCCACGACAGUGGAUGUUGCGGCGUCUUCAAAGCUAGCGCCCGAAAAACCACCAGAACUUGUCGAGCCCAUCUUGAGGCGGUCGAAGCGGUCGGCCAAUAUGGACAAGAAGACAUGGGUGAUUCUCGAACAAAGCAAGAAGCUUCUGCAAGCAACCAAAGCGAGUGGAUACAAGCCAGGGGUGAUCGCGCCCAAGCCUCACUUCGAAGAAUUCUGUGCCCAGCUAACAUCUCCCAACUCUGGGGAACAACUCAGCACUGCAGCGUCGAUCACUACUCCAAUAGAUCCCACCGCUGCAGACGCAACGGGUGUCAUCCACGACGGUCCUGCUGAGACGAUGACUGAUGGCGGAGGCAACAACCAGCCAGACGAAGCGAAACCUGUGCCUGCGUCAUACCAACUCUCGCUACUAGAGCCGUUCCCAACGAGUUUGGCUACGGAAAACACAGACAAAGCGUGGGAAAACGAACUCGCACGUCAAAUUCUAUCGCUCUAUGCCACGAGCAUGUCGACGAAAAAGCACCAACAACAGCACCUCCAAGAGCGACCAUUGUCUGCAUCACCGACGAAAUCGGACGGGAAAUACGACAGCGCACGUGGAUCGCGACGACACAGUGUCCAAAAGCUACCAGCGCUCACGGAAGCCGACCGAAAAAAGCGCAUUCAGUACAUUCAAGACUCGUGGCAGCCAAGCCAUGUUGAAAACGGCAAAGUCGUGCUGUGCAUGCCAAAAAUCCCAAAACCCAUUUGGUUUGCAGGCACGGGCAUUGUCAUGGCGACGUGGUGCUCGCUGGCGGUCCCGGUGACCGAAGCCAAGCUGUCUGCGUGCAGGGUGGACGAGUCCAGCCUGGACGGGGCCGCGAUGCUGUGUCGGCAUAAACUUUGUCACGAACUGCGUCACCUCGAGCACGACUUUGAGUUUGAACAGUACUUGGCCGUUGUCGAGACCUUGCUCAUGUCACGAGUUCGAGCGAAGCAGCCCCAAGGCGGCGCGCCGCUGGACGAGCUGGAUCUGAAGCUGUGGAAACAGUUCGUCAUUACAGCCAACGCCUUUGCAAGCCGCGCGAUUGACUUGAAAAAGUUUCCGCUUGCCCUGACGCUAGUGAAGAAGACCGAAGCGAUAUUGGACGGCGCCACUUGUCUAAGUGCAUCUCGCACCGAGUUGCUCGCAUACAUUGCCGACACGUACGCGUAUUAUUACUAUAGCCGCAACAAGGCCAGCGCGGCGAUGACAUAUCUUUCCAAGGCGCAUGGCGUGCACUCCAAGCACGGCGAGUGGUCGCACUUGGCGAAAUGCAAACUCCACAUGGCGAAUUUACUGUCCAAGUUGGAGCAGCACCCGGAGGCUGUCGUACAACUCCAGCUCAUUCUGGCACUGGUCGAAGAAGCAAAGCUGGAAGACGACGGCGGCGGCGCGUCCGCUCAAAAGCUAUGCCUCGUUGCGGUGUGCUACAACAACUUGGCGCUGGAGCAACUCCACUUGAAAGACGUCGAUGGCGCAGCCACGUCGAGCCAAAACGCAAGGCGGCUCGCCCGACUAUGCCUGAGUUAUAGCAACCGAUGGCUACGUCAGUUCGAAAACACCCACAAAGCCGUGAUUCGCGCGAUGGCGACCAUCAUGGGCGACCAAGGGGACGUCGACAUGGAGCUUGUGAUGAAGUACGACUUGGAGGCGUAACAGCGUGUGUCCAAAUGAGUUCAGAUCUGUGACGUUAUCGACGCUGUGGACGCACACGAUCCCGUCGUCGCCUCCUCUGCCACGAACAUCGGCGCCAGCAAUCUCGCGACUCAAGCGAGUUGCUGGAGCCGCCACCACCCUGACCGAGCUCGCGCCCACCCCCCUCGACGAAGCAUGGCGCUCUCGACAAUACAAGCUCGGUACAAGUUAUUUGAAAUUAAGUUUGGGGGACAUGGUGUCCGUGGUGCUAUCCCCAGAUGCGUACGACUGGACGGUGUACCGGUCUUCUUCCUCUUCCGUGAUGGUGGUUUGAUCGAGUUUUCGGCAGAGGCGAUCGGUAGAUUCCGCGGCGGCGGCGGCGGCGGCUUGAGGUGUUUGGUUGCGGCGGGGACUGAAGAGCAUCAUUUCCGACUUUUGGAGAAGUUCGUCUUCGAGGUCGUCAUCUUCGGACGACGACGACGGCGGCGCCAAAUACUCGCCGGCCUCGACGUCCUUGGCGUGACACAGCCUGCACGUACGAACUUUCACACGUCCGACCCCUGGAACCUGUGCAAGCGAAAAGGUCGAGCAGUCCUUGCAAAUGACGUCGCCGCAUCGGCGGCAGUGGUGCUUUCCCAUCGUGAGGAAGAAUUUCUUGGUGCAUAUGACACAGUGGCUGCGGCGACUCCCGUCCACCCAUUCUUCUUUGGCUUUCACGUCUGUGAUGCGGUACAACAGCCUCGGUCGUGGGGUGGCCAUGGUCGACGAGCACACAACUCGUCGUCGGUCCAAGGCGACUUUUGUUCUGGCGCGCGCCGGACAGCACCGCUUCGUAACACCGUCCUGCGUGUAAUGGCUGCUCCGCGCGAUUGCUCGGGCUCCAUGUGUCGCCGUCUCAACCGCAUCUCCUCAUCCACUUUGGUUGCUUUUUGCGGUGCAAUUUCCCAAAAUCGUCGUCGUGGAUGGCGUGUCACCAAAAACGUGC
Aphanomyces invadans is the source of this 3180-nucleotide messenger RNA. RefSeq lists its product as hypothetical. The transcript has 7 exons. Gene Ontology annotation, molecular function: protein binding. The record is from RefSeq and is a predicted model, not a curated record. Bases 57 to 2216 code for a protein of 719 amino acids. NCBI's taxonomy places the organism in Eukaryota, Oomycota, Saprolegniomycetes, Saprolegniales, Verrucalvaceae.